Molecule: messenger RNA, 356 nt
Organism: Chiloscyllium plagiosum (whitespotted bambooshark)
Lineage: Eukaryota; Metazoa; Chordata; Chondrichthyes; Orectolobiformes; Hemiscylliidae
Source: RefSeq, a predicted model, not a curated record
GAGACAGUGGCAGUGAGGUUACUGUCCCGGUGAUAGGAGACAGCAGCAGUGAGGGAACUCACCCGGUGGUCGGAGACAGUGGCAGUGAGGGAACUCUCCUGGUGAUAGGAGACAGCGGCAGUGAGGGCACUCUCCUGGUGUUAGGUGACAGCAGCAGUGAGGGAACUCUCUCAGUGAUAGGAGACAGCAGCUGUGAGGGCACUCUCCCGGUGAAAGGAGACAGUGGUAGUGAGGGCACUCUCCUGGUGAUAGGAGACAGCGGCAGUGAGGGCACACUCCCGGUGUUAGGUGACAGCAGCAGUGAGGGAACUCUAUCAGUGACAGGAGACAGCAGCUGUGAGGACACUCUCCCGGUG